AUGAGCCUUCGUGAAUACUGCACAAUACAGAAGUCAGAAAACAUUGCCCUCCACAAACCGGCAUGGCAACUUCAUCAAUACAACCCAGGUGACAACAUAUUUGAUGCGAGCAAAGCUGUGGAUGGACUCAAAUCUGACCUCAGAUGGGAUGCAGGACAGUGUGUCUUAUCGGAAAUUAAUCAACAUAUAGCUACAUGGAGAGUGGAUUUAAAGAACAUCCUCAGCAUACGUACCAUUAUCAUUUAUUACAGGACGGAGAAUGGUGUCUGGGGUUCCAUGAACACCUUUUCUGGGAGAUUUUUGGGAUUUUCGUUAUACGUAUCAAACACAACCGACAGAACAGACGGUACAUUGUGUUUCCACGAUACAAACUACACAACAGCCACCAUACCCGCCGUCCUCAACGUCACGUGUCCAGUUCACGGACGAUACGUCAUCUACUACAACGAAAGACUACCAGGAGUUACCUACCCUGCUGGUUAUAGUACCUACGCAUUUAAUGAACUUUGUGAAGUAGAAGUAUACGGAUGUCCAAGUCCUGGAUAUUUUGGAAUAGCCUGUUCCCUUCCAUGUCCAAUCAGCUGUAGAACUGUGUAUUGUCACAUAGAGACAGGGGCGUGUCAGGGGUGUAAACCUGGAUAUAAAGGUCAUCGCUGUGACAGAGGUAUGAUAUUAUCGCCAAAUAUAUGCAAUGUUUUCCCCUGUAUGUAGUACUCUUCAGUGUCUGAUUAAUUUAUUUAAUAUUGUUUAACAAUCUUUCACUCACAUGGAUACGCCACCUGGAGAGCUGCUGAAUCUAGGCCAAUGUUCGGUGCUCACGACAUUUGGGAGGGAUCUUUAUCGUGUCACACCUGCUGUCAUAUGGGGCCUCGUAUUUUGCAGUAUCCACGGGACUUCAGGGUCUCUAUUUGCUAACGCUUUUGUCGACGAACCAACAUGUAUGUUUUAAUGCAUAUCAGUGACGCAGUUGUGUUAAGUAGGGCCAUAGAAAUAUAUCAGGAAAAAAGCAUUAAUAAACAGAUCAAUUUGUGACAAAUUCUGUAAACACAACCCUUUUAUACAAAAACAAUAUGUAUAUAUCAUUAAGUGCAUGUUGACCUCUUAUACAUUUUUCACCAGACCGACAGCCUCAACAUCAACUCUAUCAAGUGAUCAAAUAUCAAGAUAAAAACGUAUCGUGUAUGUAUAAAUCGUAGAAUUGGCACGAUAUCCAGAUAUCAAUGCAAGUUGAAGUUAAAAUAACUUCAAAGCAUAUUGAUUUCUUAAUUUGAAAAGUGCUGAGAGCAAGUUUAUUGUGACUUGCAACAUGUCUAAUUUUUGCAUUGAAUAUGCAAGAUGCAGCGAUUUGUGCACAUACGAAGUUGUAUCUAGCCUGAAAAACAUAUUUUCUGUUGAAGCCAGAACUUACUCCCCUAACUUUCCUUUGGCACUGAAGUUCACAUGUCACAUAAAUCAAACAUCUUUCACUUAAAAACCUCGAGGUGUCGUGCCAAUGAUGAUUUUUUUAUGUACGGAAACCCUGUUUAUGCAAAGGAGUCCAUUGUGAAAGUAACUAUACGUGUAGAUUCGGGGCGAUAUCAAUAUCACAAUAUAAUAUGGAUAUCACUUUAGCAUGUAUGCUAGAUAAAGAAGAAAUUGAAACUUUUUCAAUAUCAAAAAGAAUUAAUAUAACCCUUUUGACAGAAACUUACGCGAUUGCAGUUUACCGUUUGACAGCGGUGGUAAAUAACGAAACAAUAUUUUGACAUCUCCAACCACAAAAGGACUGUAGAUAUGUACGUCAUGACCUUCGUCAUGACGUAAUUUUCAUUGUGACGUCGUGUAAAUGUGUCAGUGCGUUAAAGUAUAUGUAUGUACAGCACUGGUAUUAACAAUUUUAUGGGGAAAGCCUUAACUCAACCGCGGAGUCAAAAUCUAUGUUGUUACUUAACUUUUCAAAACGGAUACCGGGCACUUCUUAUGGUCAAUUCACUAUCAAUGACAAUGUAAAUAAAUCAAAAUACUUUUUUUUUUUAAUUUUACAGUUUCUAGGUUUCGUUCUUAAAAUGUGCAAUGAUGCAUAUGCUUUUAUUUGUUGAAGAAACAAAAAUAGCGAGAUAUUUGAUUAAUUGAUUAAGCUGUUCUUGAGUUUUAGGGUAUAUUAUCUAACUAGAAUCAAUGUUUGACCAAGUCUCAAUAUUCACAAGUAGACCUCAUCAAAAUCAAGAAUUACAUAAUGUCCCAGCCCCGAUUAUUUACAUAGAUAGAUAAAUUGUUAUAACGAUCAUAUAAUUUGAGAAAUGCUGACCUUAAACGAGACUGUUGAAACCUUGUCAGUAGCCUGUCUCUAUUUGAAAACUGAUCAUACGCAGAACAAGCUCUUGUGUAUCUUACGUAUCGAAUCAGUUGAGAGAUAUAAACACCAUAUGCAGGUGAUUAUGGAAUUUUGCUACACAAAUAUUAUAAGUUGAUGGAGAAGUUAAAGUUGUCCCGUUUAUUAUAAAGUUGCGUUGUUAGUUUGCCGUUAAUAUCUAUUUUUAAUAACUGCCGCGGUGGUCUAGAGGUUAGAGCGUUCACACCCGCAUGCGGAAGGCUGGGGUUCGAAUCCCGGCCGCGAGAGACCUCGGUCGAUUAAACAGGUAGUAACAGUUCCAUCCCCAAACGCUCGGCAUCAGGUGUGAAUGUCAUGGGUUCUCGGAGAAGACUUUAAAAACGGAUGUCAUAGUAGGUGUGGCACGCUAAAGAACCCUCACUCCUCAAUGGCCGUAAGUGUCGAGCAUAGGCCUAAAUUUCAAGCCCUUUAUCGGUCUCGGUGACGUCUCCAUAUCACUGAAAAAUUCUGGAGUGAAAUGUUAAGCAAGAUACAACAAAUCAAUCAAUCUAUUUUCAAUAUGUCCACGUAUGAAUCAGAAGUGAAUGACUCCGUUGUGUUGUUUAUUUCGUGUUCACAUGGAUAUAUUGAAUGGAUAUAUGAAUGAAAAUUGUUAUUGUUAUUAUUGUUCUAUAUAUUGACAUUAUCUUUGUGAAAGUGAGAUAUAUAUCAUUAUGUGUGUGUGUUAUGCUAUUGUUUCGUUCUUUUUAUAUCAUGUAUUCAUAUUUAUAUACUAAUUUUAUAUCUAAUUCAAAGUGUCUUAUGCUUUAUUGUUUCCUUUCCUAUCAUGUAAUCAUAUUUUGAUGAUAAUUUUAUAUCUGUAUGUAUUUCAAUACAGGACCACAAUGGAAACAACUUUAUAUGGUAAUUUGUGUCAUCCUGGAUAAAUAAAGGCUAUCAUUAUCA
This is a messenger RNA of Ostrea edulis (European flat oyster), 3256 nucleotides long. RefSeq lists its product as uncharacterized. The coding region runs from base 1 to 711 and encodes 236 amino acids. The record is from RefSeq and is a predicted model, not a curated record. Lineage: Eukaryota; Metazoa; Mollusca; Bivalvia; Ostreida; Ostreidae. The transcript is spliced from 4 exons.